Messenger RNA from Umbelopsis ramanniana AG, 2664 nucleotides. RefSeq lists its product as uncharacterized. Bases 50 to 2371 code for a protein of 773 amino acids. Gene Ontology annotation, cellular component: cytoplasm; nucleus. NCBI's taxonomy places the organism in Eukaryota, Fungi, Mucoromycota, Umbelopsidomycetes, Umbelopsidales, Umbelopsidaceae. The record is from RefSeq and is a predicted model, not a curated record. The transcript is spliced from 6 exons. Gene Ontology annotation, molecular function: ubiquitin binding.
CUUGUCAACAAUCACAUCUUGACACACACAACAUUUACAGAACUCGUCCAUGGCAGCAAACGAGUCAUCGCAUCUUCCAGAGAGGAAGAAAACUCAUCCAGACACAGAUCUUAAGAAGUUAAAAUCUCAAUACGGCCCUAAACUCUCAACUUUGAGGGAAUUGUUCGCAGACUGGUCAGACGAAGAUCUGAUUUUUGCUUUACAAGAGGCCGAUGGCGAUCUAGAGUUAACCGUUGAACGUAUUAGCGAAGGUUGGGUUAAUCAGUGGGGUGAAGUCAAAACAAAGAAAGCCAAAAAGGAAUCUCAACAGAAAGCAAAGACAGAGGCAGCUGCUGCUGCAACUCAACAGCAACAUCAGCAAUCACCUUCAUUCUACUCUAGUCAACAGCGUUCAGAAAAGUCAGACCGCCCACCAAAGGCAUCAGAGCGAGGUUCUCGUGGCCGAGAUGCUUCUACGCGUGGACGGCCAUCAAAUAUAGGCAAUCGAGGAGCUCCCACUUCAAAUAGAUCAACUGUUCCAAGCCGUAAAUUUGAAUCAUCAUCCACAGACGCAUCAGGCUCAUGGGCAUCCAUAGCCUCUUCACAAAAGCCAGAAUCCCAAGCUGCUAGUUCCGGCUGGGACGCACCUGUGGCAACGCCUUCAAACGACAUAUCUUGGUCUGAUUCCCCCGCACCUACUACCACUGCACCUCAACAACCAUCCACAAUCGCACCAUCAAACAGCGAGUCAACCACGACUACUACCGCCUCCAAACCAAGCAGCUGGGCAAGCUUAUUAAAAUCACAGCCUAAGCCAGAACCAACAAAGCAAGAAGCUAAGCAGCCUGAGGCAGCACCUGUACAGACAUCUGAGUGGGACAAGCCAACCACUUCUGACUGGGAUAAACCGGCAACUUCUGAGAAGCCUGCCGCUUCAGAGUGGGACCUUCCAGCUCAAUCCCAUGACCUCGCCACAGAAGAAUCUACCAUGGUUCCCACCGUCCCAGAGCCUACUACCGUCGAAUCAGCCGUUCCCGAACCUGUAUCUGCUUCGGAUGCCACCAAGCCUACAGAACUCACAGGUGUUAAAUCCAAGACCCCAAUUGGUCGUCGUUUGAAGCAAGACGCUCCCGUUGUUAUGCCCGGUGGUGGUGCUAGUCUUGGUACAAUGGGUGUGAAGUUCGGUAGCUUGAACUUGAACGAUGAAGAUGUUAAUGAAACUGAGGAGCCCGCUCCCUCAGCCCUUCAACAAGAAGAGGAAAGACACGCCAUCAAGGAGCCUCUUGGUACUGAAUCAGCUUAUGUCAACAAGUUUGCCAACACCACUGCAUCCAACUUGACUGGCGUCCAACCAUCUUUGUCUCAAGAAACCUCACAAGCAUUGAAGCAGGAACAAGCCCCUGCUCAACAACAUAUGCAACAUCAACAACAACAACAACAACAACAACAACAUUUCGGCAUGGAUCACCUCAACUCUCCUUAUGGUUCGUAUCUGCACAACCAACUUCCUGGCGGUUUCUCUGGUUUUGGAAUGAACCCUAUGGGUUCUAUCCCCGAUUAUGGUGUGUAUGGCAAUGAUGCUCAACGCGCUGCUGCUAUGGGCAUGUAUGACCCAUCAGCCUAUGGCCAUUCUCCCUCUGUCACUGCUGCAAAUGCCUACCAAGGUCGCGACAAACUUGCCCAAGACGGACCCCAAAGUGCUAAUGCCACCUCUGCCGCCGGUCAAACCCAAACCGACACUUUGCACUCCCAGCAAACUCAACAACAUCAACAACCAGGUUAUCCUAACAUGCCUUACUAUCCUUACUACUAUAUGCCUAACCAAUUCAAUGCUCAUUAUGGCUCUGGAUUCGGUCAACCAUUUGUCAACAAGAAUAUGUACCCUAUGUACUCUGGCAAGCCCAAUGCUCCUAGCUCACCUUAUGCUGCUGGCGGUUCACCUUAUGCAUCCCAACAGCACCUCUACGGUCUCCCUGGAGCCAACUCUCCUUAUGAUGAUAUGAGCGCUGGUGCUCAGCAACAAGCUCCUGGCCUUGGCGGUAAUGGCAUUUUUGACUAUCAAAAGCAAGUCUAUGGUAACCCACAGCUCCAAGAUUUCCUUGGUGCACAGGGUCAAACGCAAGCCACACCAAGACAAGCCGGUCAAGCCGGUCAAACUAGCCAGACCUCCAAGGCUGACUUGAGAGGACAAGCUCAAGGUCAACAGCAACAGACACCACAGCAACAACAGUAUCCUCAACAAGGUUACUACCAGCAACAAGCUUUCUCAUCCUAUGGUCAAUACACACAGGGUCAGCAACACAGUGGAACUCAACAGCAACCACAACCACAGCAGCAGCAACAGCAGCAGCAACAACCUUAUCAACCUCGUUCUCAAUACUGGAAUCAGUAAGUCGAACCAGGGUUUGCUUUGAGAGAGUACGCAGCGUACUGUUCCCUUUUUUCCUACUUUGUGUGUCUAUGUAUGUUACCAUUGUUUCUCUCUGCAUGGGUUUUUGGCACUACUACCUUUUUUCUUCUGUGUGUUCAUAGUCAUUGAGACAAACUAGAGAAGCCUCCCAUUCUCUAAUUUCCCCCCCCCCCCUUUUCCUAACUUACAAUGCUGUUUCUUGUACCUUUUUUCUCAUUCUUGUGAAUAAAAACAUCUCCCCUCCCCUUACUGGCCCCAAGAAAGGGAAUUUAAAA